UCUAAGGAAAAUGAUAUAAUAAACUCGUGGAACCCUAACGAAAAGUGAAAAGGAACGGAUAGCACCUCAGUCGCCGUUUACUUCCGAUUUCCAACUUCCCGCGAAUGGUCGUCUCGACGAAACAAAAACAAAUGUAUUAAAAAAAAAGUUUAAAAAAAUGUGCGCAACGAAUUGUUGUUAAUUACAAAAAUGUGUGAACGGAACGUGAUUAAAAGUGACAGACUGGCCGGCGCGUUUAUUACGAUAAAAAAAUAAAAACUUUUUAAAAAUGGCCGAUUUUAAAUUUAGAAUCGCGCGCGGUUUUGUGGUGUUCAGAACUCUUUUGUUAUUUUCUGUGAUAGUGGUAGUGUUGUCUUCGGGGACGGAGAAUGAUGUUUUGACGUUACAAGACGAUUUAGAAUUAAAAGAAGAGUUACCAUCAGAUAGAAGAAGGCCGGCUAAUGAACAAGAGAAGGAUAUAUUACUUCUAGAUGCAUUAGGAAGAAGGAAGGGAUACCAUCACAACUCAUAUAGUUCGUCGUCGUCGCAGGAAGAUGACUCCAUAAUGGAUUUAUUGGGUAAAAUGAUCCCGCAAACGUGUCGUUACCGCGGUGUGAGGUACGCAUGCGGACUCAGCAUAUCAUGCGUGCUGGGUGGCGGGAAACCGCUAGAUUUAUGCUCAGGUGGUAUGAUCUGGGCAUGCUGUGUCGACAGAGACACUACCGAAAGACCCAGCGAACUAGCGCCAGUAGUCCACAAUGCCAGUGACCUUAUAGAACUCAUCGGUACAUUCCCCCACGAAAACUACGACUACCAAAACACAAACCAAUUCGAAGACCCGAUCAUCAUCUACGCAGACACUAACCGACCGAAACCGCACCACAACCGGCCCAAACCGGCCACUAACCCAGAACCGGAUCAGAACCACCCGAAACCGGAUUGGGAGUACAAUCAAAACCAUUAUUUUCACGUGAAACCGUCAUACCACGAGAGCACGACCACAAAACCGACACAGGACGACUUUUACACCCCGGACCAUUAUCCGGGUCAAAAUAACGCAGACGGUGGUGAUGAUUAUGUACCCGUGCACACAAACGGUCACAAACCGACACAGAGACCUAGUUAUCCGGGCUGUGGAGAACACUUCACUAGAUCCAACAGGAUUGUGGGGGGUCAUUCGACCGGGUUUGGAUCGCAUCCGUGGCAGGCGGCGCUGAUCAAGUCCGGUUUCUUGAGCAAGAAGCUGGCUUGUGGUGGUGCUUUGGUCUCGGAUAGAUGGGUAGUGACGGCGGCGCAUUGUGUUGCCACAACACCAAAUUCCCAACUGCGCGUGCGUCUCGGUGAAUGGGACGUCCGGGACGCUGGGGAGAGGUAUUCCCACGAGGAGUACGCGGUUCAAAGGAAGGAGGUACACCCCGCAUAUGAACCGGCCGACUUCAGAAAUGACGUCGCCCUAGUGCAGUUGGAUCGUAGUGUCGUAUUCAAACAGCAUAUAUUGCCUGUAUGUUUACCGCAAAAGCAAGUGAAGUUAGCUGGGAAAAUGGCCACAGUGGCCGGCUGGGGGAGGACGAGACACGGACAAAGCUCAGUCCCUUCAGUAUUACAGGAAGUGGACGUAGAAGUGAUACCAAAUGAGCGGUGCCAACGAUGGUUCCGCGCAGCUGGUAGGAGGGAGACCAUACAUGAUGUAUUCCUCUGUGCAGGAUACAAAGAGGGUGGUCGAGAUUCCUGCCAGGGUGACUCAGGAGGUCCCCUCACCAUGAAAUUGGAAGGUCGGAGUACCCUUAUCGGCCUCGUAUCAUGGGGCAUCGGCUGCGGCCGGGAACACUUACCCGGAGUGUACACCAACAUACAAAAGUUCGUGCCCUGGAUCGAUAAAUUGAUCAACCCUUAAUUUUUAAUUGUCAUUUCAUGACAAUUGUUGCUAAUA
Molecule: messenger RNA, 1909 nt
Organism: Achroia grisella
Lineage: Eukaryota; Metazoa; Arthropoda; Insecta; Lepidoptera; Pyralidae
Product: serine proteinase stubble
Exons: 8
Coding region: 269-1873 (534 amino acids)
Biological process (GO): proteolysis
Molecular function (GO): serine-type endopeptidase activity
Source: RefSeq, a predicted model, not a curated record